Zymoseptoria tritici IPO323 is the source of this 438-nucleotide messenger RNA. RefSeq lists its product as uncharacterized. The transcript has a single exon. The record is from RefSeq and is a predicted model, not a curated record. The coding region runs from base 1 to 438 and encodes 145 amino acids. Lineage: Eukaryota; Fungi; Ascomycota; Dothideomycetes; Mycosphaerellales; Mycosphaerellaceae.
AUGUCUCGCACCAGACCGAUCUCCUUCGCAACCGGCGGUGUCCACGCCACCGACGCGCCCGUCACCCUCUUCUACCGCGAGCCCGAUGACCGAAACUACCACGCCUGCGGCCUAUACCACACCCCAGGCCUCCACGCCGUCAUCACCGUGGCCCUCGACGCCAUGUGCGACACUCCCGGCCGCACCAUCUUGCGCACCGACGACGGCUCUGGCGCUGCAGUCUCGGUCGAGGGGCUAGUUCAUAUCCUCGCCACGGAGACAAAGCUCGGCGGAGGACAUCUGGACAGCGUCUACGUGACGGUCUACUCCUCGGAUCCGUUUGCUGUUGCCGGUCCGGCGGCGGCCGCGUUGGCUUCGCCGGCUGGCCAGGCGCAGAGAGUGGCCGCGGGAGAGCGGAUUAGCUUCAAUGAGAAGCACGGCUGCUGUGCUAUGCAGUAG